Trifolium pratense (red clover) is the source of this 1445-nucleotide messenger RNA. RefSeq lists its product as uncharacterized. NCBI's taxonomy places the organism in Eukaryota, Viridiplantae, Streptophyta, Magnoliopsida, Fabales, Fabaceae. The transcript has a single exon. The record is from RefSeq and is a predicted model, not a curated record. The coding region runs from base 234 to 1103 and encodes 289 amino acids.
UUUCGUCUUCUUUUGACGAACAACAACAAAUAACAAAGAAACUUUUUCUCUUUUUCUAGAAGAAUAAAGAUAGGUUUGUAAUUAACCGAAUAUUCAUUCAUUCCUUCCCUCAUAUAAAUACAACACCAAAACCACACACCAAGAGCACGAAGACUCAACGAAACCUUCAAACUUCAACACACACUUUAUUUUUCAAUUCCCUCUCUCUGUUCAUUCCAUUCCAACAACAAGAUAUGCCACAGCUAGAUUUUGAAUCUCUUGUUUCCGCUUUAUCCGGCGCUUCCACCGAUCAGAAAGUCGCAUGCGAACCAACGGAACAAGACGCCGACGACUCGCCGCCGGAAUCGUUUUGGCUCUCCAACGACGCCGAACACGACUGGUGGGAUAGAAACGCUGUUUACGAAAGAAACGAAUCAACGAAAGGAAGUUCAAUUUCCACAAACCUAAACCCUAAUUCAGCCUCAAAUUCUCAGCGAUUUUCCAAGAAUUUGAAGAAAUCAAAGGCUACAAUCAUUGGCUUACCGAAAUCUCAGAAAGCUUCGUUUGCUGAAGCUAGAUGCCGACGUAAUCACCGGCCGGGGAACAACACUAGGUCUUUGUUUCCAAAACGAAGCGCUUCAAUCGGAGGAAAAUCUGAUUCAAGCGUUUUCGAACCUUCGUCGCCGAAGGUUUCAUGUAUAGGAAGAGUUAGAUCGAAACGCGGACAUAACCAUAACCGCCGGUUGAGAACUCGUCAGAGAUCGAUUUCCUCUACAACAACCUCCGGCUCCGUCGUUAGACAGAAAUCUUUACGUAAUCAAAGGAAGAAGAAAACCGGUUUCAUCGAAAGCGUUUGCGCGAUUUUCCGGAGUCACCGGAGAGAAAAAUCGGGUCAGAAAUCGGAUCUUGCACCGGCGGGAGAUAGUUCAUUAACGAAGAAGAAGAGCCGGGGGAGAAAAGCGCGGGAAGGAGAUGGAAGUACGGUGAGCCGAACCGAAGUUUCGUUUGAAGAACCGGUUUACAGUGGACCGCUCGGUCUGGGUUCAAUGAACCGGUUUGCGUCUGGGAGGCGGCCCGAGUCAUGGAGAGUAGGUGAAACUGAAAUCAACCACCAUUCUCAUUAGUUAAGAUUUGUUUUCGUUCGUACGAAUUUGGUGGCUGCCACGUGUGGGGUCCAAUCUUAGCGUGUGUUCGUUGGACUCGAAGUUUUGAAUAGUUGUUAGAAUGUUGAUGACGUGGCACGUAGAAUAACUGUUUGUAACUGUUCCUUACCACUGUACUCUUUUUUUUCUAGUUGCUUUGAACUUUGAAGCCGUGUUUCAAUUUGCUUUUGGUUUUUGAACUUAUCUGUUUUAGGUAGUGAGUAGUGACCACGGUGUUUUAAUAAUUUGUAAAUAUGAUUCGUGUGCUUUUUGCUGUAAUGAGCAGCUGUAAAUUUUUUAGCACUUUUGAGUUUCAAAGUUCAA